AUGGUGACGGAUAGUGGUAUCUUGAAUGUGGCGACACAUUAUCAUAAGAUUGCACAUAUUAAGUUCAUCGAAUUUAGUAUCUAUUCGUCAUCUACUAAUAGUGAUCAAGCUUUGCUACAGUUGGAAUUAAAUAUCAGAUACAACAAUCCUAAUAUUUUAAUCACAUAUUACAAUAAGAGUUUAUACUAUUUCAGAAUUGAGGAUGAAAAGCCAAUAGAAUUCGCUGACGACGACUGUCUAGAGCUUAAGAGUACACAAAAGGUAAGCGUUGAAAACUUAUCUAAUUCUCCAAAGGGUAACAAUGGAGAUGAGAUGUUAGCAUUUGCUAGUAUAAGCUUCUUAAAGGCUGUCAAAAAGCAUAUAUUGUUUAACUUGUCACGAAAUCAUAUAGUGAGACUAUUUGGUAAUUAUUCAGUUGUGAAUCUGAAUGGCAUCAACAGCUUGUUGUAUUUAGACCCAGUAUUAUUACAAAAUGGUGAUCUUCUCAUAUCAACAGCCAUUAGAAAAAGACUAGAAUUGUACGAUUCAUCGGCAUUGAAUCUCAGUCCAGAUUCGAAUUUUGUUAUAUAUCUCAUUCCUUCUGGAAUAAGAUGCCAUUUAUUUGAUAAUGAUAAUUUCAGCAAAAACUUCGUCAAGAAGUCCAAGGUUGAUGACCUUAUAAAGCUAAUACAACUUUGCACGGGAUUGGAUUACUCGAGCGAAGACAUGUUGUGGGUAAAGCUCACUCCAAACCUCAAGCAUUUGAAUAACCAAACUUCGAGAAUAUCGAAGUUUAUACAUCUGGUAGAGAAUAAGAAGUUCAUUUUAUGGCCAUGGGAUUUAUGUUUAUUGCAGUUUGGGAACUACGAAGAAUCCGUAUCAGAUCUAAUGGCUAACCAAUCUGAAGACCAAAAUCCGCUUGAAUUGAUAUCAGAUUUCAUUGAUUUCAACAUAUCGAAUAAUAGUAACCUUCCUACGUCUUCGCAUCAGCAUACGAUGAGCCUUUCAAGUGUAGGAUCUACUGGCUUGAGUUCUGCGCCUCAUAGUAUCGGGCACAAGGAAACAAUGUCUAUGAUGAGCACACUUGAGAGCGGGCAGGCGGCUGGGGACGUAUUUGAUGCUCCAAAUUCCGAUCUUACAGGCUACUUCAUUAAUAAAACACCAGAUGGGAAUCCUAAAAACGAUGAGGAGCAGCCCAAACAAGGUGAGCAGAAUUCUUUUCCUGAGCUUGGUGACGAAAAUCAGAAUGACGAUAGCCAAUCCAAAGACGAUGAUAUGGAAAUAGAUGACUUAUUUGGGGACGGAAGCGACUUAGAUGAUUCUUCCCAGGAAGCUGUACCAGAGGAAGAAAAUAUUUUAUCCGAUAAACCUUCAGAAACCUUCAAUGUGGAUUCCAAGCUCGAGAAGUCGAUAGGUGACGGAUACGUAGAUGGAAUAGAGAAUACGAGGGAAUAUUCUCCGAAUAAAGAUUCUGAAGAACAAACUCAACCAAAGAAAGAGCAAGAUGACGAAGAAGCGGAAGAGGAUGAAGAUAAAUUAGGUGACUUGUUGCUUGGAGACUUCCUGAGAAAGAAAGAACUAAAGGAUUCUAUUACUACUUUUAUUGACAUACCAAAAGAUCAAAUGACUGUUAAAAAAAACCCGACUCCAAUGUAUAACGAUCCUGGCGCCCCCUUACCUAUAGCUCAGACGCCAGUGAUACCGCAGACAAUGAGCACGUCUGUAAACUCGUCAAACCCUCCAUCAUCUUCAGCUGCACCUGAGGAUCAAGGUAAAUCUGUCUUUUCUCCGAUUUUGUUUAAUCCUAUAAUCAAGAGUAAUAUUGAUUCAAAGUAUGGUAAGGGAGGAAAGUUUUAUGUUGAAAAGGAACUGUCCAUCGAUCCUGACAAAAAGAAGCAACUAAGAGCGACUAGUGUUAGCGGUUAUGACCCUCCAUCAAGAGAUAUAGAUACAACGAGAAACUUCUCUUCUUCAGAUUCUAGCGAGGAAAGUGACGAAGAUGAAACUUCUAUGCCAAAUUCACCUCCUUUGAAGCUCAACACAUUAAACGAAAGUUUCAUUAACCAACCGAACUCAUUUCAGCUAAACAAUACAAUAGUUGAGAGACAAAACUUGGGAUUCAGUAGUCUGAAUACUGGGGGAUUUGCUUCUCCCAUGUCGAAUAUGGUAGCAAAGUUCCCUACUCAGAAAGCUGACUCACCCUUUAUUGCGAACGAGCCUAACAAUUCUUAUGCUUCCAUAGAAUACGAGCAACAGUCGUCUUCUCAAAUACCUCUAAGCAUUAAUUCAGAGCCUGAAGGUUCAGGCAAAAGUUCAACUGAAUCUUCAAAUUAUUUACCUUUGAUAUUGAGGAGCAUUAAUGUGUCGACUAUCCCUACGUUCUUUCUUUUAAAUAAUUUGGUAGACACAAGUUUGAUACCAAAUUUCAAUAUUCAUGAUGUCGACGUAGAAGGAGAUUUUGAUAGCAGUAAGAACCAUGAAAUGCUGCUUAAAUUUAACAACGUGAGUGAAUCGAUAAAGUUCUUGAGCUCACAUAUAAUUUUCGACUUGGGUCUUAACAAUUUUAAGAAAAACAUAAAAAGUGUAAAUAAUACUGAAUCAAGUACAUCUUUAGUUGACUAUGAAAAAGCGGACUAUAUUUUUGAGAGUAGUUUUACCAAGUUGUUCCCUUACAGUUAUAAAGUAGACUUGAAAGAGUUUCUCAAUGGAAUGAGGACCGAGCCCAACAAUGAGUUGAAAGAUCAAUUGAACUUUCUAGGUCAAAUAUCAGAGGAUACUUCGGAUCGUAACACGAAAGUUAAAAGGUUAAAUAACAUUGAAUGGAAUUCCUUCAACUUGACUACAAGAAAUAAUGAAAAUUUCGAAGAGUAUAGCACCUUGAUGAAAGAAAUAGUUGAGAGUCUGGCUAUUGAAGAUGAAACUUUCUUCAGAUUACCGGCUUCAAAAAUAAGAGUUCACAAGAACGAUGCGAUCAUUAAUUUAAGCUCUACGGGAGUAAAUUUCUGGAAAUAUUUAAACUUCUCUCCGCUUCAUGGGAGAAAGAAUUUUCAAGUUUUGCUUAUAAGCGAGAAUGGAUCAUUCAACACAGAAUUCUUGAAUUCCUUAAUAUACAACUACAGAGAUUGUAAUUUUGGGGAUAUAUCGAAAGUAAAUCUCAAAACUUCAGAUACGAGACCCGAUUUGGAAAGCAUCAAUGAUGGGUUGUUGCUAUUCAACAAAGAGAAUGAACAAUCGUAUAAUAGUUUUUACAAACAAGUUAAUGUUAGAUUGACUUCAUUGGUGGAGUUAAUAAAGUUAGCUUUGAUCAAUAAGACCAGUGGCUUUGAGUUUGAUCGUCCAUUCCUUUUGCUAUUCCUUAACUUCAAUGAGAACUUAAAUUCACUUCUCAAGAUAGCAAGCAUUUUCAAGAACUUUGAGAACGCUUUGAAAGAUCAUCAACUUCCACUUGUUCAAAUGUUCACCAAAGUUUUACCAGGUGCAUUUUUUGUAAAGAGGAUUAACAAUCAAUCACAUCUAAGAAUAUUGUCUACGAUUAACACGUCAAAAAUAUCUAUGAAUUUGUAUAAUCAGUGUCCUAACGAUUUGGAAAAAAGAAGCUAUUCGAAUACUACAUUUACAAAAUUGGUUAGAGAUAAGCCAAAUGCAAUUCCGUUCAGAUCCUUUAACAAAAAUUCAAAAGAAAAUGAAAAUUCUAGUAACGAUGAUAUCUUCCUCCAUUUGGCAUAUGAAAGAUCAAUCGACAAAAGCUGGAUCUCUGCUGCAUGGUCUGAUCCUCAUGGGAAUGUUACAUUCACCAAAUCAUGGUGCUCAACAUUCGAUAAACGUAAUGGGGGAAAAGGACCAAACGAACUUGAAUCAAUAACUGAUGAGAUGUGGUCCAUUUCAAUAGAAAUCUUCAAGCGUCUCUCUGAUGAAGCAGUCAACAAGCCAUCUGGCUUUGGAGGAAGAAGGUUCUUAAUUUUAACAAGGAUCAACAGCAUCAUUCCAGAUGAUGAGUUAAUUCAUUGGAAGAGACUUAGUCUGAAACAGAAUGAUGUAUCGUUAGUAGUUUUGUCUGUCAAUCAGUCACCAAAAUUGGUAUUCUCUAAGCUGUCCUCACCGAAGGCUAAUGAAUCGAACACCCAUUUACAGCCUCAACAACAGAGACCUCAGGAUCUUUCUAACGACAGACUUCUCGAUUUCCCUUCCUUUAGAAACUAUUCUGUGAAUUCAUCGCCAGCUGCGGUGGGCAUGAUGACGUCUCCAGCCAAUAGUUUCCAAUCGCCUCAGCAGUUCUUAAAUGUACCUGGCAUCUUUUUGUCUCCACAAGAUAUCGCUACCAAUGGUGCUAUGAAUAGCAACGGAACCAAUAUAGAUUCAAACCUUACUAUUUGUGACCCCAGACGUGAGAUAUUCGCCGCGGUGCCAGAGGUUCCACUACCUUCAUUCAACUCACCUACAAGACUAGGUAUGAAAAUUGGGUACCUUUUGAAAGAACUCGAGACGAACGAUUACUUAGUCUUCGAAGUGAGCUUGCUUAGCUGCUCGAGCUUUUGGAAUACUCGACUGCUAAUGAAAAUAAUUCUUAAUCAUUACAAGAAGCUCAUUGUGUUGAAUGACAUUUUGGGUCUUCGAGACAUCGAUGCCGAAGUUUCGAACGAAGAUCCGUCUUCUGAUAAGUUUAAAAAAAUCGAAAUCUCAAGCACAAUCCCAUGGCACAUUGCUGCUGUAACCAAAUCCCUAGACUACCUAGUUCAUGUUAACGUGGAGGACUAG
Messenger RNA from Priceomyces carsonii, 4734 nucleotides. RefSeq names its product Srb9p (gene SRB9). Gene Ontology annotation, biological process: positive regulation of transcription by RNA polymerase II. The record is from RefSeq and is a predicted model, not a curated record. Gene Ontology annotation, cellular component: mediator complex. The coding region runs from base 1 to 4734 and encodes 1577 amino acids. Lineage: Eukaryota; Fungi; Ascomycota; Pichiomycetes; Serinales; Debaryomycetaceae. The transcript has a single exon. Gene Ontology annotation, molecular function: transcription coactivator activity.